CAAAGACAGGUCGGCUCACCGCGACACGCUGGCCGCAUCACAUCCACACUCGGACACUUUGACCUAAAUAGAUGAAUGGAGCGAGCGAGAGAAACUGGCGGCUGUGUCGGUGCGAUCGUAGCUGAUACAAUUUGGUAAGCUUUGAGGGCCAUCAGCACGACUCUGUCUUUUUCCUCCUGAAAGCUAGAAGCGUGUAGCGGUAUCUGCAGAAGCGGCACAGCAGAUUAUGGAACAGCACUGAGAUAACGAGCUAAUGAAAUUGGACAAGUACCAACCUCCAGGCUGCGGCGCAGUAAAAACAACUAUCACGGAUUCCGCAUCCCCCCUUUUUUCCGGCGAUGUAUUGAAUUGUCGUGGAGAUGAAAAAUCAUGACCAUCCUCAUCUGAGUAGCGUCCUGUGAAUUGAGAAACAUCAGUCCAUCCGCUGAAACGGAUUGCUGCUUCAUGCUGGGCUCUCGUCUUCCUCAACUUAAGGUCUUACCGAUUUGAGUAGCACAGCACCAUAGUAGCAGAAACAGGCCGAUCUGAGGACAGAGCAGCUACAUUCAGCAGGGUGGUGACAACACACUGAAGUGCUUAAGCAGUUGGAUAAGGUGGUGAGUCACACCCUCCCCCCCAGAUCAUCCCGGUGAAUGGCUUCUCACAAAAAGGCUCUGCUCAGCCACUGAAUAAAACCUUCCUUCUGCACCAGUGUGGGAGAAAGUGCCACUUUGACGCUGGUUUGGCAUGUCUGUAGGCUGAUAUCUGGAGUGAAAGCGGCGUUCAGUGAUCAUCUUUCACUCUGAGCCACUCACCUUUCAUGCCAUGGCCCCGCCACUAGCUCUCAGGGCUGGAAUGUCAGAGGGACCGUAGAGAGACUCAGGUGGAGACGAUCCCCACGCACAACACACCAGUGUAAGACUUGUGCCUCAUGAGGCUCAGGAGGCAUACAUGAGGAAAGAUUUUACCUUAUUGUUUAGGUGACCUUCAUAUAGAACUGGAUUAAGACGUUUUUGCUGACUCUCCUUCCAUUUUAAUCGGCCCUCUGUGGGACUUCUGAAUGGGAGCAGGGGGAGCUGGCAUUGUUUCUCCUGCUUUAUGAGUUUUCAUCUCUGGGAGAGUGUGAUCGAGCGGCAGGGGAAGCCAGCAUGGCCAGGCCUCUGCUGAAGAUACAGCGCUAUUUCCGUAGGAAACCGGUCCGCUUCUUCUCCCUCAUCCUCCUCUAUUUGACUGCCGGCAGCCUGGUGUUCCUUCACUCUGGCUUUGUCGGGGACAGCUCCUCGGGAGCCAGAGGGGGGAGAGACCCCCUGGUGGCUUCAGAGAUGGGGAGCCGGACAUCAUCCUCAGACGGUCGAGGGCUUGGCAUUAUGGGGAGGGUAUUUAAGGAGACACGCAGACCUGGCCGGAGGUACGGUCCGCCGUGGAUGAAAAAGACUGGACAUGGGGGCCAGGACUCAGGUCGCAGGGGUGGGGACUACACCAGCAACUGGAACCGUGCGCUCAAAGGACGUAAUGCCAAAGACAUGGACGAUGGAAGAGCAAAGUACAUUGGCUGCUACAUUGAUGACAUACAGAAAAGAGCUCUGAGGGGAGUGUCCUUUUUUGACUACAAAAAAAUGACUGUUUUCCGUUGCCAGGACAACUGUGCAGAAAGAGGUUACCUGUAUGCGGGCCUGGAAUUUGGGGCAGAGUGCUACUGUGGCCACAAGAUCCAGUCCCCCAACGCUUCAGAGAGCGAAUGCAACAUGGAGUGUAAGGGCGAGAAGAGCAACCUGUGCGGAGGAGCCAACCGGCUGUCCGUGUAUAGGCUGGAGCUGAGCCAGGAGUCAGCGCGCCGCUAUGGGAGUGCCAUAUUCAAGGGCUGUUUCCACAGGCCUGACAAUGUCACUUUGGCGCUUCCUAUCAGUGCAGUCAUCCAAAACAUGUCUGUGGACAAGUGUGUGGACAUGUGCACAGAGAAGGAGCAGUCUCUGGCGGUCCUGGCUGGAGAUCGAUGUCACUGUGGGUUCCCGACACCCCAAUUCUCCCUUCACGAGCCGGAGGAUGAGGAAAUGUGCCUUCACCGCUGCCACGGGGAAGAGUUCGAGAGCUGCGGGAGUGACGAGUUCUUUGUGGUGUACCAGACACAGGUUCAAGAUAACCGCUGCAUGGACCGGCGCUUCCUGCCCACACGCUCCAAGCAGCUGCAGGCUCUGGCCAGUUUCCCCGGAGCGGGCAACACCUGGGCUCGCCACCUCAUAGAGCUCGCCACCGGCUUCUACACCGGCAGCUACUACUUUGACGGCUCGCUGUAUAAUAAAGGAUUUAAAGGGGAGCGAGACCACUGGCGGAGUGGGAGGACUAUCUGCAUAAAGACACAUGAGAGUGGCAAGAAGGAGAUUGAAGCUUUCGACUCCAGCAUUCUCAUGAUUCGUAAUCCAUACAAGGCCCUCAUGGCAGAAUUUAACCGCAAAUAUGGCGGCCACAUUGGAUUUGCCUCCCAGGCCCACUGGAGAGGAAAAGAGUGGCCAGAGUUUGUGAAGAACUAUGCCCCUUGGUGGGCGUCCCACACCUUGGACUGGCUGCGUUACGGGAAAAACGUCCACGUGGUUCACUUUGAGGACCUGAAGAGGGACCUGUUCUCCCAGCUGAAGGGGAUGGUCUUGUUUCUGGGUCUGGAGGUUUCUGAGGACCGUCUGCUCUGUGUCGAGGGCCAGAAGGACGGCAACUUCAAGCGGUCAGGGCUACGCAAGCUCGAAUAUGACCCCUACACCCCAGAAAUGCGUGCUAACAUCGAUGAGCUGAUCAGGACAGUAGACGCUGCUCUGAAGAAAAGGAACAUGUUUGGGGUCCCAGAGGAAUAUAUGCCAAGAUGAUACAUGUGACUUCUUUUUUCUUCUUCUUUUUUGGCUCUUUUUAAUUAUUAUUGACUAUUAUGUCUCUUGGCUCUGCUCAAUUUUUUGUAGAGUGUCAUUACUUUAAUAUUUUUUUCAGAGACUUAUUUAUUAUGUCACACAUGUUGAAGCUAUACAUCAUUAUUAUUCUCUUUUUUUCUCCAUCAACUUAGACAAGCGUAGGCUCACCACACAUUGUUUUAGGAGAGGCAGUUGUAACUGGAGAGGUCUCCUUUGAACCUUGGCUGGGAAUACUAAUGAGAAGCACUUCUUUUCCUGCUCUAUGCACAUGUGCUACACAGGCAUGUGCACAUGCCUUAACUUAAGAAGGUACAGUACCUGACACUUAAUUCAGAGGAACAGCUGAGUUAUGUGCUGGGUUAUUUUUUUCGCUAGUGGAAAAACACUUGAUCUAAAAGAUAUUAUACAACACUGUAAUGGGUGAUAUGUGAGCUUAUUUUAUGCAGAAUAUAAAUAAUGUUUAUGAAAAAUUUAUAACAUGAAAUGGUCUGCUGCUAUCACAGAUAUAAAGAAUUAUACUCUUUUAUACAUGAAAUAAGAUUUAUUGAAAAUGUAAUGUUCAAAAUGUCAUGUUCCGCCUUUUGCUAGAUAGAAAAUUCAAUAUGCAGGCUAUAACUUUACCUGUUGAGGCAUACAUACGGUUUCUUUCCAAGUGACUACACGUUAUUGAACUUACAGUAUGUAUGAGAAAUGAUCAGCUGAUGAAGAGAUGAAGGACUCCAAACUUCUCACAGCUCCUCAUAUUCAAGAAGAUUAAUAAUCCCUCUUGAUGGCACUGUAAGAGGGGAGACUCAGAGAGAGAAGACGAUUUUAUCUCUGCAGAGAAAAUGUUGACUGAUUUGGUUGUGCAUUUUAUUUUCCUAACACUGGACUAACUGCAGAAAUCCAAAAAAGCAUUUCACUGUGCAACACUUGCCCCAAAGAUCACAGAGGAAUUAGGUAUUCAUUAUAUUCUACUGUAUGUUAUAGAUUGGAUGUUACCUUUAGUAGUAAUGAUCAUUCUAGUUUUUUAUUUUAUUUUAUUUUAUUUUUUUUGAUAAUUACUUUUACUGAAUGUGAAAACUAUGUUGUUUCUGUUAAUAAUUGUUUUAUUCUAAUAGCUACACAAAAAAUUAAGCCAGUGGUACUUUUUAUCUCCAUAGCUUAAAAAACAGUCUCAACAAUCCACAAAAGUAUGAAGCAUUUCAGUCAGAUUUUGUAUAACGCCAUCCUCAGUGUGGUAUGCCAUAUGUUCAAAAAAAAAAAAAGAAAGAAAGAAAGAAGAAGAAAAAGCAACACUGGUGGCUGAGACCCAGGAAAGAUUAAAAAGGACUUCCAUAUUCUGUAUACUACAUAUGUAUAUUUUUAUAAUGUGCAAAAAAAAAAAAAAAAAAGGAAAAUCAAAAAUAUUUCUAAUGCAAGACGCACAUGGGAGAAGUGGUUUCUAUUUUUGACACAUGCUUUGACCCUCAGUGACUCUUGCUUUCAUUAACGAGCUGGCACUUUCUGAAUAUGGGUGUCACAUUUGAAUGUAUUUUCUAUGGAAUGAAUGUAAUGUGAUGAGGCCCAAUAAAUAAGUAAAUAAAAUAAUGCACUAUGGUCUACAGUUUUUACCAAUUCCCAUGCAGUGUCAAAGAGAUGGUGCACAGCAACUAGAGGCAGAACCGGAGCCAGUAGACAGGUAACCACAACAAGA
Messenger RNA from Myripristis murdjan (pinecone soldierfish), 4548 nucleotides. It is a transcript of the gene wscd2, whose product is annotated as WSC domain containing 2. The coding region runs from base 1128 to 2834 and encodes 568 amino acids. NCBI's taxonomy places the organism in Eukaryota, Metazoa, Chordata, Actinopteri, Holocentriformes, Holocentridae. The record is from RefSeq and is a predicted model, not a curated record. The transcript is spliced from 10 exons. Gene Ontology annotation, molecular function: sulfotransferase activity.